AUGAGCAGGAACAUCUACGACAUUGAUCCGGCGGGCAACGUGCUCUGCACAUAUAACGGUGAAUCACGGGAGAGUCUAAAGGCUCACCAAACCAAAGUUGCCCCCCUCCACGCCCUCCUGAACGCCUUCCUCCCCGCUGGCUACCCCCACUCCGUAACCCCCGACUACCUCCCCUACCAAACCUACGACUCCCUCCAAGCCUUUUUCAGCAGCAUCUCGUCUUUACUCGCCAACCGCGCCGUCCUCGAAGGCCUGGGGGUGGGAGACGCCUCUUCGUCCCCCACGGCAGCGCUCAUUCUCAAAAUCACCAGCGACACCAUCUCCCGCUUUGCCACCAUCUUAUUCGCCCACCGGCUCGGGACCGCCAUCGAGCCCGAAUGUAAAUUUUUUAGAUUUCUGGCUGAUGUUCUGAACGAUGCUGCGCAACUGUUGGAUUUGCUGAUGCCGGUGAUGAUGAUGGGGGAGACGAGGUAUGGAUUGAAGUUGGGGGUGGUUGUGGGUAGUGGGGUGUUGAGGAGUUGGUGCGGUGUUGCGGCGGGGGCGAGCAAGGCGAGUUUGUCGGCGCAUUUUGUCACGCAGCGAAGCAGUUUGGGGGAGUUGAAUGCCAAGGAGGCAAGUCAGGAGACGGUGGUGAGUCUUUUGGGUAUGUUGGUGGGGAGUUUGGUGGUGAAAGUGGUGCAGGAUCGACUGGUGGUGUGGGUGUUGAUGGUGGGAUUGCUGGGGGUGCAUUUGUUGAUGAAUUAUCGGGGGGUGAGGUGUGUCAGGUUACGAACGCUGAAUAGGCAGCGGGCGACGAUGGUGGUGAGGAGUUGGUUGGAAACGGGGAGGGUGUUGGGGCCGGAGGAGGUGAGUAAAAGGGAGAGUAUCCUGCAGUUGCGGAUAGGAUGGGGAUGGGGAAGGGGAGGGGGAUGGACGGGGUUUGGUAGGAUGGCGAGUAAGUCGGGGGAGUAUACGGGUACGUGCGAGUUUGGGACGUAUGGGGAUGUGAAGGCUUUGGCGGGGUGGAAGGGAGGGUAUCAUAGCUAUGAGUUUGAGAUGGAAGGGUAUUUUAUGGGGAUUUGUCAUCGGGGAGGGAGUUUUCGUAUGAGGAUUGCGUUGAAGGAGGAGGAGGGGGAAAAGAAAAUGAGUUCAAGUGCGCGUGCAAAUAGUCCGUUGGAGGCCUGGUUUGAUGCCGUUAAUCACGCCUAUCACUUUGACUCGGCCCUUAAGGAUGGGCUGGAGAGCCAUUAUGAGAACGAGGUGCCGCUGCUGGGAUAUACGUCGGAGGAGCAGAAAGGAACCGUCUUUGCGGCGCUGGCGGCUGCUGGGUGGGAUCCGGAGACGAAUGCGUUGGAAACGAGAUCGCCUGUGAGGGUGAGGGUCGGGGAUGGGAAGAAAGUUCCAAUCCCAUCUGAAAAAGAUCUUAUUCGACAACCACAGGUGUCCAAGAAGGAUUGAGAUAUUACUGGACUGGGCAGGUGGGAAGACAUUUGAUCUUCCACUCGGAACAGCCGGAUACAUAAACAGUAACAAGACAUCUACAAAGUUGAAGUGAUAUGUAAUCUUUAGAUCCAACACCAAAGAGCGAC
Neurospora crassa OR74A is the source of this 1568-nucleotide messenger RNA. RefSeq lists its product as hypothetical. NCBI's taxonomy places the organism in Eukaryota, Fungi, Ascomycota, Sordariomycetes, Sordariales, Sordariaceae. The coding region runs from base 1 to 1437 and encodes 478 amino acids. The transcript is spliced from 3 exons. The record is from RefSeq and is a predicted model, not a curated record.